CGCUUUUGACGCCACCACGGGUCAUGGAUCAGUCGACCUCACCAAUGAUGGCACAGGAGACUGCCAAGCACUAAUUUCAGGAAACGAAUUUGUCUCCAACGAUGCUUCGUCUGACUUUAGCAUCAUGGCGCUUGGGAACACAACGGGAACUGUCAAGAGAAACAGCUUUCAACGCAACUUGGCGCUGUACGUUGUGGACUGGCAAGUUCGUGAAAAUAUUCGUCAAAGCCAGACCUUUACUCAAAAUCGUCUUGAUCACAACAGUGGACAGAGGCCGGGCUACAAACAUACCGUCGCCGUGUCGGGUCCUGACGUACAUCUCAAUCAGAACGUCCUCAAUAAUCCUGCAAAUGACGCAGAACUCAUCGCUCUUAACACUAGCUCAUUCACCGACGUAGAUGCCACAAACAAUUGGUGGGGCCUUGAUAGAUCCACGGCAAUCGCCGAGAGAAUCAGAGACAGCAGAGACCGACCGGAGCUUCCAAAUGUCCUGUUCGAGCCAUUCCUAGCAGAGGAUCCCGAAAAUGGAAUCUGUCGCUAUCCGUGGUUCCAUGAAGAACAGCUUGGAUACUGCUAUCUGUACAAGGGUGCGGCUCGGACAUUGAGCGACGCCUGGGACUCGUGCAAGGAACAAUCUGCACAAGUGGUAAUGAAGGCCUCAGAUAAGGAGUUGAUCCUCUUAGAUGCUGCACUACAAAGAGAAGUAGAAGAUGUCAACUUCGCGCUAGAACCGGAACCAUUUUGGAUAGAUCAGGAGUUCUCCAACGCCGAACAAGCAUGUUGGGUACAUCGGCAAAACGCAGGUGUUGGCGAUGUCCUGACGGCAUAUUGCGAUUCCCGCUAUCCGUUCUUCUGCAAACUGCCUGUCGCUCGCGGCUGUCCCAACGAUUGUUCCCACAACGGUGCCUGCCUUGAGACGACCUGUUACUGUGACAGGGGCUGGAGUGGGUCAGACUGCUCCCGACCAAACUGCCAGGAUCUCGACGAUUGUGGAGAAUUUGGUGUGUGUGUCGGGCCCAAUGUUUGCAGGUGUAGGAACGGGUGGCAGGGACGUGGCUGCACCGUAAGUUACUGCAGCCGGUUCAGUACGUGUAAGUCCUGUGUUCAGUCCGUGGGCUGUGGAUGGUGUGACCAGACUCAGUCCUGUGAAUCAGGCCUGUACGGCGGACCUGACGUCAUGCCCUGUCCGACAUGGUUCUACCACAACUGUUUCACCGUCGGCAACAAAGGGCUCUGUUCGGACGACAUAGAGCUUGUUGACUGUGACUAUCGACAGUGUAACUCGUCCCUGUCUACCACUACUGUGGAGUCAUGCCUGAGGUGCCAGGACGUGGAAGGGUGUUUCAAGGAUACGGAGGGCGGUUACUGUAAAGUCUGGGACCAGAGCCGAUGUCCAAAAGGUUUUGUCUACCCUCUCUACAACGACACGACGCGCAUUGAAAAGGUCCUGACAGGUCACAACGUGAAGUACGUGCCGGCAGAUGGCGACCCUCUGUAUCACUGCCAGGUCCGCUUCUCGUCCUGGGGAGCUACCCUGUUCAUCCAGGAGGGAGAACUGGACGUGCAGCUCGGCCAGGUGCUGUCCAGUCCUCAGGCGGGCGGCGUGCUGCACAAAGUCGAACAGAUGGUGACUGAAGGUGCCUACACUCUAGUGGCUGCACACCCUGCCAGGCUGGAGGACAUGUUCGACUACGUGGACUUCAGCCAGAGGGUCCGACUGGAGCCAGUCGUGGACUUCAGCAUCAUGGAACAUGAACCGCCACUUUCUGUCGUGCAGAGCGUCAUUCGAGGGAACGGGACUUUCCGAGGAGACAACACACACGUUAUAAAUCCUGAUGUAAAGGUUUAUAAAUGUGUGGGACACAGCGGCAGCCUGCGCUUGGUUUUCCAUGAGAGUGACCCUAACCUGCCGGACAUCAACCCCGAUGACGUCAUCGUGGGUAACCAUAGUAACGGGAUGCUGGAGUUCGUUACCAGGCUGUACAGCACAGCUUUCGGUACCGUCAUCCACACAAACCUUGCGGAUUGCUCUGGAGGAGUAUAUAGUAUUCUUGAACAGUUCCCGACCGUGAGUGGACACGCCGUUCCGCCUCCCCUGUCGUGUUCGGGCGGCUCCACAGGUGAGACCGGGCUGCUGAUUACCGAGGCUCGGGACCUCGUGGUGCAGCUGGGCAGUGUGGUGGUGGGCAGGAAAACGGGCAGGUUCGCCGCUAAGGUUCUGUCUAAACGGGUGGCCACGGGCUCUGGGUUCAUUGUGAUGGAGGUGGAGCCCAUAACCACAACCACAGGCGCUUCGAAAAGAUCCUCUGAUGUCGAAAGCAGCGCAAUGAGAUGGGAUAUUGCUGGUGAAGAUCUCGUCGUUAUGACCAGAUCAUUCCAACUCACGGCGAGCGUCAACGCCAGCUUCACCGCAGACAUCGGCCUGUCUAACACCCUGUCUACGGUAGGGUAUCGUCGGAGGACACUUGAGAAAGCUGAAGUCCAGUUUAUAGGAGGAAAGGUGGAGAUAGAACUGGCAGGGGAAGCAGAGACAUUCCGACCGUGA
This is a messenger RNA of Branchiostoma floridae (Florida lancelet), 2545 nucleotides long. RefSeq lists its product as uncharacterized. NCBI's taxonomy places the organism in Eukaryota, Metazoa, Chordata, Leptocardii, Amphioxiformes, Branchiostomatidae. The transcript is spliced from 13 exons. Bases 125 to 2545 code for a protein of 806 amino acids. The record is from RefSeq and is a predicted model, not a curated record.